Molecule: messenger RNA, 922 nt
Organism: Triticum aestivum (bread wheat)
Lineage: Eukaryota; Viridiplantae; Streptophyta; Magnoliopsida; Poales; Poaceae
Exons: 5
Coding region: 1-642 (213 amino acids)
Source: RefSeq, a predicted model, not a curated record
AUGAUGAUAUGCGGGCCCUCACUUGGAUGCGUGUCAUGCAGGGAAGAUGGCGGACGCGGCCGCUGCGAUCUGCCGGGUGAUGGGGUGCCUAUCUAUGACCAUGGUGGGCUGAGCCCAUUGACGCCUCCGAGCGCAUCCUCCCGUCGCCGCCGCCGCCGCCGCCGGCGACGCGAAGCUAGCUUGCUCCUAUACACGGUGCGAAUCCCCGUCUUCGCUGUCUACGGAUCGGAGCCAGCAGCUCGCCGUUGCCAUCGCCUGCUCCUCUCCCGGCCGAUUAAUCCCCUCGUGUCGCCUGCCGCCGGCGUCAACGACUGGCCACUACUCGAUGCUCCUCAGCCAAAUGCAAACAUUAUUGCUCGCGCGAAAGGCCUGCAUAUCCAAGCUAGCCAAGAAGGUGGUGGCUGGUUUUCUCCAUUCAGCAUGGUGUUUCAGGAGCAGGACUCCAGGUUCAACAGGUCUACCCUACAAGUGAAUGGGAUGAUUGGCCCUGAAGCUACCGGUGAGUGGGCAAUCGUAGGCGGGACUGGAAAGCUAGCAAUGGCUCGUGGUAUCAUCAAGUACAAGUUUCCCCAGAUAGUGACGAGCGUUGAGAAUUAUAGACAACUUGAUAUUCAUGCAUUCUACACCCCACAAGCUGUUUAAGAUUGAAAGAAUAAAUGAAGCUGAAGUUGAUGCAUGAUCUAUACUGCCAGCCAGAAAUUUCUCAAAAUUAACGUCUGCGUGAUUGCAAUAUGACUAGUAUUACUAGCUGUAUCAUCAGUGAUACCAGACGCUUUCUCAUUUCCUUAUUUUGAAACAAUAAGUGUGUUUGUAGCCUGAGAUGAUCCAUCCUUAUUUUCCGUACGCUCAUCUCUUUUGUAGUGUUUAUUUGUAUCUUAAAUUUCCGACGAUUUAUAAGAUUAUGCAAUGCCCGUUGAUUCCA